This is a messenger RNA of Rosa rugosa (rugosa rose), 1392 nucleotides long. RefSeq lists its product as uncharacterized. The coding region runs from base 7 to 1293 and encodes 428 amino acids. The transcript has 5 exons. Lineage: Eukaryota; Viridiplantae; Streptophyta; Magnoliopsida; Rosales; Rosaceae. The record is from RefSeq and is a predicted model, not a curated record.
UUAACAAUGCGCCUUACAGAGCAACAUUCUGGUGAAACUGUAUCAUCAAUGGGUCUCUACUCUUACGUUGUGAGAUUAAAGAAUAGGAGAAGAAUACAGAAAAAGGACAACAUUUACUGGUGGGGGGAUGUGAAAGCAAAACGAAAGAAGAAAGCAAAGGAGAUUGAACAGAGAUUGAAAGAGGCUGAAAAGAAAGAAAAAGAAGAAAAAGAAAAGGAGAUGAAGGCCUCACUGCCAGAUGCUGAACGUAAAAGGCUAGAACAGAUGGUAGCACAACAGAAAUUGGACGAUGUACCAGAGGAUGUUCGGGAAGCAAUAAGACAGAUGGACGCUACAGAAAAUGCACAAAUCAAUAAAGAGCAAGAAGAGAAGCAGCUACCUCCUGAGGUCGUAGACUGGGAGGAGAGCAAAGUAUACAAAUUUAUGGACCAGGACACCAAGAGGAGAGUCCAGAAAUACUGGCAAAAUGCACCAUCAGGAGUAUACUUCUGGGAUGGAAGACAGUAUGGAGCACAAGUUUCAAGACAGGAUUUAAAAGACAUGAUCAUGGACGAACCGAUAGCAAGCAAUUGCAUCGAAUGUUAUGGAAUUCUCUUGACUGAUCAGCUGUUGGAGAAAGAAUCACAAGGAUUGGAUGUCCCAACUUUUAUGAAUCCCUUGUGCUGGAAUUCUGCAGAAAAUUUGACGGUGUAUUAUGUACAUCUGUACCUAUGCGAACCACUGUUCCAGAAUCUGGCAAGAUCCAACUAUAUAUUGUUCCCAAUCUCACAUGAAUCAGGAUUUCAUCAUACACUGCUCAUUUUUGACAAGGAAUUAAAGAACUGGUACCACUGUGAUUCAAAAAGACCGAAAAAAUCAUCAACUGGAAAAUCCUUUAAAAAUGUACAAAAAAUGGUUGACAUGGUAGAACUUUGGAUGACAGCAGUAAAAGAACAAGCCGAUGACAUGCUGGAACAGGGAUGCAGAAUGAAAUUUGAUGAAAAGAACAGUUCAGAAGAAGAACUGAAAAUGAUGGAAGUUCCAUUGACUGAAACCGAGAGAGAAAGCAUAAAGUGGAUCAAGAAUAACUAUAAAACAAAAAUGGCAGUGACAGAACUCAAAGACAGCCCUCAGCAAGGAGAAGAUUCAUUGGAUUGCGGACUUUUUGUAAUGUACACAAUGGAGACAAUUUCGAAAAAAGGGAGAGUUCCAAAGAAGCUCACAAAGGAUGAUAUUUUGAAGUUUAGAGCUCAUGUUGUAAAGUCAUUUGCAGAAAGUAGGCACAGCUGGAACUCAACACAUGAAGAAUCGUAGAAAUUUGUUUAGGGAAUAGGAUAGGUUAUAUAGUUUUUUCGAAUUGAUUCAUCAUAUAUAUCCAUUCAUUUGUUCAAUCGGAAUUUCAAUUUUUUAAUA